AUGUCUGUAAUUGGAGAAGCAGCUGCUAUCGUCGGCAUCACUGAUGUUGCUGUAAAAAGCAUCAGAGGCCUCUACGACUUUCUCCGAGCCAUCAACGAUGCCCCCGGAGAUAUCGCACUUCUUCGCGUCCAUGUAAAGUAUAUAAAAGAUAAGCUUUCAGACUUGGAGUUUUUGUCCGGAGCCGACGCUAGAACGGUCGAUGAAAUCAAAGAGACUGGCAUUGCGACGGUGAUCAACGACUGCGGGACGCAAUGCGACGAGUUCGAGAAGCUCGUGGGGACGUGGAUCAAGCAUGACGAAAAGAGCUGGCGAGAUAAAAUUCGAGUAGCGUUGAACCAGUCUAGGAUACAAAAGUACAAAGCGGUGUUGUGGUCAGCGGCAAGAGAACUGGACUCGGCGGUGGGCAUCCUGAAUCUAAGAAUCAACGUGUCGAAUCGAUCGCCGGAACAGCAGGCUGCUUCGAUGAACCAGCUGAAGGAAGAAAUGGUAUUGUGGGCAGUUGAGGCCGAUGCAAGGCGCAAUAGCGUGCCGCCGCCUUUAGUUAGAAUCGCUCAGUCCGACGAAGACGAGGCCGAGUGCGUACGAAAGGAGUUGGAAGCGGGUGAUACCACGCUGGAAGAGUUCAUAAAACGCUGCAAGGCUACAGCGGCUGCUCUCCAAGCGACCAGAUUGGACCAGCAGAUCGGGAUGAUUCAGACUGGUGAAGAAGCCUUCGCACAGGUGGGAAUGCCGAAAGAGUCGGUGGAGAAGGUGAGCCGGCAGCACAUCUUAGACGUGAUAACGGAAAAGAAAGGCAAGUCUCAGAUUGGGAUCUGGUAG
Messenger RNA from Alternaria conjuncta, 819 nucleotides. RefSeq lists its product as uncharacterized. Bases 1 to 819 code for a protein of 272 amino acids. The record is from RefSeq and is a predicted model, not a curated record. Lineage: Eukaryota; Fungi; Ascomycota; Dothideomycetes; Pleosporales; Pleosporaceae. The transcript has 2 exons.